Messenger RNA from Theileria annulata, 678 nucleotides. Its product is annotated as 60S ribosomal protein L10e, putative. Gene Ontology annotation, molecular function: RNA binding. NCBI's taxonomy places the organism in Eukaryota, Apicomplexa, Aconoidasida, Piroplasmida, Theileriidae. The record is from RefSeq and is a predicted model, not a curated record. The transcript is spliced from 5 exons. Bases 1 to 678 code for a protein of 225 amino acids. Gene Ontology annotation, cellular component: preribosome, large subunit precursor; nucleolus. Gene Ontology annotation, biological process: rRNA processing; nuclear-transcribed mRNA catabolic process; ribosomal large subunit assembly.
AUGGCUAUAUCGAAGCGAAGGAAUCCUCUUCAUACAUCAAUUUGUAAGAAGGAUGGUAAAAAGAAGAUAAAAUUAGUUGAAAAUAUAAGAGAAACAUUGGAAAAUUUUAUUAAAAAAAAUGAUAACUCAACUUUUGUAUAUUUAAUCUCUUUAAACAAUCAGAGGAACUCACCUCUCAAAACACUUAGAUCCUUAUUACUUCCCGGGAGAGUGUUUUAUGGCAAAAAUAAGGUAAUGCGUAUAGCAUUUGGUACAAAACCUGAAGACGAAAUACAUGACAACAUACACAAAAUUUCAAAGAAUAUAAAUGGAGAAACGGCUGUUUUAAUAACUAGUGAGGACCCAGAGGUGGUAAUUAAGAAGGUGAAGGAAUAUAAAGUUAGAGAUUUUUCUAAAGCCGGUAAUAUAGCUACUGAUACAAUUGUACUCAAGGUUGAUGGAAAAGAGUUUGAUGAGAUUCCAGGCAGUAUGGAGCCUCAGUUUCGACAACUAGGGAUGCCAACAGCACUAAAUAUGGGUAAAAUUAUACUAAUGGGCGAUUUUACACUAUGUGAAAAGGAUAAGCCACUAACGCCAAAUCAAACUCAUCUCCUGAAAUUAUUUGGGAUAAGAAUGUCGUUAUUUGAAGCAAACGUACUUGGAUUCUGGAAUGAUGGCCAUUACAAGCAGUUGGCCUAA